This is a messenger RNA of Catharus ustulatus (Swainson's thrush), 7107 nucleotides long. It is a transcript of the gene CCDC88A, whose product is annotated as coiled-coil domain containing 88A. The transcript has 36 exons. The record is from RefSeq and is a predicted model, not a curated record. Gene Ontology annotation, biological process: cytoplasmic microtubule organization; cytoskeleton-dependent intracellular transport. Gene Ontology annotation, molecular function: microtubule binding; dynein light intermediate chain binding. Gene Ontology annotation, cellular component: centrosome; cytoplasm. The coding region runs from base 420 to 6203 and encodes 1927 amino acids. NCBI's taxonomy places the organism in Eukaryota, Metazoa, Chordata, Aves, Passeriformes, Turdidae.
GGAGCCGGCCCCCGGGCAGGGAGAGCGGGAGGCAGGCGGGGAGGGAAGGAGGACGAAGGACGAGCAGGGGGGCGAGCGAUGCGGCGCGGCCGCGCUGGCUGAGGCGAGAAUCCCAGUAGCUAGGCAGCCUCCCUCUUUUCUUUCCUUCCUUCCUUCCACCCCUUCGCUAUGUAGGGAGAGGCAUCAAUGGAAAGGCUGAAAUACGCGUAGAUGGACUUUCAGAUGCAUUUUUUGUUGAAAGAGGAAGAUAAAUCCCGCUUGCCAGUGCACUGACUUUUGUUGCUGUUGCAUCGUAAAAAUGGGGUUCACUCACUCCAGCUGAACCCUCGGAGCGUUCCGGAGAGUUGCUGCAGUGAAGGACUUACCUUUAAUUCUUUGCAUCAGAGGAGCUGCAUUGAUGUUAACCAUUUUUCUGUAAAAUGGAGAACGAGAUCUUCACACCCCUUCUGGAGCAGUUCAUGUCGAGCCCUCUUGUCACCUGGGUGAAGACAUUCGGGCCGCUGGCUGGAGGGAGCGGGACCAACCUGGAGGAAUAUGUGGCGCUGGUGGAUGGAGUGUAUCUGAACGAAGUCAUGCUGCAAAUCAAUCCAAAGUCUGCUAAUCAGAGGAUAAACAAAAAAGUCAACAAUGAUGCAUCAUUAAGGAUUCAAAAUUUGUCUGUUUUGGUGAAACAAAUAAAAACUUACUAUCAGGAGACUUUGCAGCAGCUGAUCAUGAUGUCUUUGCCAAAUGUGCUAAUAAUUGGCAAAAAUCCUUUUUCUGAGCCAGGUACUGAAGAAAUAAAAAAGCUCCUCCUGCUUUUGCUUGGUUGUGCAGUUCAGUGUCAGAAAAAAGAAGAAUUUAUUGAAAGAAUCCAAAGUCUGGAUUUUGAUACCAGAGCAGCUGUUGCAGCCCAUAUUCAGGAGGUAACUCAUAAUCAGGAAAAUGUGUUUGACCUGCAGUGGAUGGAUGUGAUUGUACUGACACAAGAGUAUGUUGAGCCUCUCCUGAAAAAUAUGGCAUUGCAUUUAAAAAGACUUAUAGAUGAAAGAGAUGAGCACUCAGAGACCAUCAUCGAGCUGUCGGAGGAGCGGGACUGCCUGCGCUUCCUGCCGCACGGCGCGGCGCAGUCGCCCUGCGGCUCCCCCGGCAUGAAGCGCACCGAGAGCCGGCAGCACCUGAGCGUGGAGCUCGCUGACGCCAAGGCCAAGAUCAGGAGGCUCAGGCAGGAGCUUGAGGAAAAGACCGAGCAGCUGCUUGACUGCAAACAAGAACUGGAACAGAUGGAAGCUGAACUGAAGAGACUUCAGCAAGAGAACAUGAACCUGCUGUCGGAUGCCCGCUCUGCCAGGGUGUACAGGGACGAGCUGGACGCGCUGCGGGAGAAGGCGAUCCGCGUGGACAAACUGGAGAGCGAGGUCAGCCGCUACAAGGAGAGGCUCCACGACAUCGAGUUCUACAAAGCCAGGGUGGAGGAGUUGAAGGAAGACAAUCAAGUGCUGCUGGAAACCAAGACAAUGUUGGAAGAUCAGCUGGAGGGGACCCGAGCCCGCUCGGAUAAACUGCACGAGUUGGAAAAAGAGAAUUUACAGCUGAAAGCUAAAUUGCACGAUAUGGAGAUGGAGCGUGAUAUGGACAGAAAGAAAAUUGAGGAGCUCAUGGAGGAGAAUAUGACCCUAGAAAUGGCUCAGAAACAAAGUAUGGAUGAAUCUUUGCAUCUUGGCUGGGAGCUGGAGCAGAUCAACAGGACUACUGAACUUUCUGAAGUGCCCCAGAAAUCACUGGGCCACGAGGUGAAUGAGCUGACAUCCAGCAGGUUACUGAAGCUGGAAAUGGAAAACCAAAGUUUACUGAAGACAGUGGAGGAGCUGCAAGGUGCAGUGGGCUCUGUGGAAGGCAGCAGUUCCAGGAUUUUGAAAAUGGAAAAAGAAAACCAAAGACUUAGCAAGAAGCUUGAGGAGCUGGAGAAUGAAAUUAGCCAAGAGAAACAAAGUCUUCAGAACAGUCAAAAUCAGAGCAAAGAUUUGAUGAAAGAAAAAGCCCAGCUUGAAAAGACACUUGAAGCACUUCGGGAGAACUCCGAGCGACAAAUUAAACUCUUAGAACAAGAAAAUGAGCACUUGAAUCAAACUGUGGCUUCUCUAAGGCAGCGCUCACAAAUCAGCGCCGAGGCGAGGAUGAAAGAAAUUGAAAAGGAAAAUAAGAUCCUCCAUGAGUCUAUCAAAGAGACCAGCAGUAAGUUAAAUAAGGUUGAAUUUGAAAAAAAACAAGUCAGGAAAGAGCUGGAACACUACAAAGAGAAAGGGGAGAGGGCAGAAGAAUUAGAGAACGAGCUGCAUCGUCUGGAGAAGGAAAAUGAGUUAUUACAGAAGAAAAUCACCAACCUAAAAAUCACUUGUGAGAAGAUUGAGGCCUUAGAACAAGAGAACUCUGACCUGGAGACGGAGAACAGAAAGCUGAAAAAAACCUUGGACAGCCUGAAAAACCUCACUUUUCAAUUAGAAUCCUUAGAAAAGGAGAAUUCCCAACUGGACGAAGAAAAUUUAGAGUUGCGGAGGACAAUUGAAUCCUUGAAGUGUACAAGCAUUAAAGUGGCACAGUUACAACUGGAAAAUAAGGAGCUGGAGAGUGAAAAGGAACAGCUCAAAAAAAGCCUUGAGCUGAUGAAAGCCUCUUUUAAGAAGACUGAACGCUUGGAAGUCAGUUACCAAGGCCUGGACACAGAAAACCAAAGGCUACAGAAAGCCCUGGAAAACAGCAAUAAGAAGAUUCAGCAGUUAGAGAGCGAAUUACAAGAUUUAGAGACUGAAAACCAGACCCUGCAAAAGAACUUGGAAGAGUUAAAAAUCUCCAGUAAGCGCCUGGAGCAGUUGGAAAAGGAGAAUAAGUUGUUAGAACAAGAGACUUCUCAACUGGAAAAGGAUAAGAAACAGCUGGAAAAGGAAAACAAAAGGCUUCGACAGCAAGCAGAAAUUAAAGAUAGUACCUUAGAAGAAAAUAAUGUCAAAAUCAGUAAUCUGGAAAGGGAAAAUAAAUCUCUGUUUAAGGAAAUUGUUGUGUAUAAAGAGUCGUGUGUGCGCCUGAAAGAACUGGAAAAGGAAAACAAGGAGCUGGUGAAAAGAGCUACCAUUGAUAAGAAAACCCUGGUCACCCUGAGAGAGGACUUGGUGAAUGAGAAGUUGAAGACUCAGCAGAUGAACAAUGAUCUAGAAAAACUGGCCCACGAGCUGGAAAAAAUCGGCUUGAACAAGGAGCGUCUCCUGCACGAUGAGCAGAGCAGUGAUGACAGUAGGUACAAGCUUUUGGAGUCCAAAUUAGAAUCCACACUCAAGAAGUCUCUGGAAAUAAAAGAAGAAAAAAUUGCUGCUUUGGAGGCUCGUUUGGAGGAAUCCACAAAUCUGAACCAGCAGCUGCGCCAGGAACUGAAAACAGUGAAGAAGAACUAUGAAGCUCUCAAGCAAAGACAAGAAGAGGAAAGGAUGGUUCAGAAUUCUCCUCCAAGAAGUGGAGAAGAAAAUCAAUCUGUCAAUAAGUGGGAAAAAGAAAAUCAGGAGACAACGAGAGAAUUAUUGAAAGUGAAAGACAGAUUAAUCGAGGUGGAGAGGAAUAAUGCGACGCUGCAGGCGGAAAAGCAGGCGCUGAAAACGCAGCUCAAGCAGCUGGAGACCCAGAACAACAACCUGCAGGCUCAGAUCCUGGCCCUACAGAGACAGACUGUGUCCCUGCAAGAGCAGAACACAACUCUGCAAACUCAGAAUGCCAAGCUGCAGGUGGAGAACUCCACGCUGAACUCGCAGAGCACAUCCCUGAUGAACCAGAACGCGCAGCUGCUGAUCCAGCAGUCGGCCCUGGAGAGCGAGAGCGAGGCCGUGCUGAAGGAGCGCGAGGACCUCAAGGGGCUCUACGAGGCCCUGCUCAAGGACCACGAGCGCCUGGAGCAGCUGCACGAGCGCCAGGCCGCCGAGUACGAGUCCCUGAUCGCCAAGCACGGCAGCCUCAAGGCUGCUCACAAAAACCUCGAGGUGGAGCACAAGGACCUGGAGGAUAGGUACAAUCAGUUGCUGAAACAGAAAGUGCAGCUGGAAGAGCUGGAGAAGGUUCUCAAGACAGAGCAGGACAAAAUGCUGCAGCAAAGUGAGAAACAUGAGACUGUGGCAGCAGAAUAUAAAAAACUUCGGGAUGAAAAUGAAAGGCUCACUCACACGUACAGCCAGCUCCAGAGGGAGAAUGAAGUGCUCCAAACUGACCACAAGAACCUGAAAACAUUGUUGAACAAUUCCAAACUGGAGCAAACACGGUUGGAAGCAGAGUUUUCCAAACUCAAAGAGCAGUACCAGCAACUGGAUAUUACAUCAACAAAGCUAAAUAAUCAGUGUGAGCUGCUCAGCCAACUUAAAGGAAACCUGGAGGAGGAAAACAGACACCUGCUGGAUCAAAUCCAGACCUUAAUGCUGCAGAACAGAACAUUACUGGAGCAGAACAUGGAGAGCAAGGAUCUCUUCCACGUGGAGCAAAGGCAGUACAUUGACAAACUCAAUGAACUGAGGCGGCAGAAGGAGAAGCUGGAGGAGAAGAUCAUGGAUCAGUACAAAUUUUAUGAGCCAUCUCCACCAAGAAGGAGGGGUAACUGGAUCACACUGAAGAUGAGGAAGCUGAUCAAGUCCAAGAAGGACGGGAACCGCGAGCGCCUCAAGUCGGUGACGCUGACGCCCACGCGCUCCGAGUCCAGCGAGGGAUUCCUGCAGCUACCCCACCAGGACAGCCAGGACAGCUCCUCCGUGGGCUCCAACUCCCUGGAGGAUGGGCAGACCCUGGGCACCAAAAAGAGUAGCAUGGGUGCACUGAAAAGACUGCCCUUUUUGAGGAACAGACCGAAGGAAAAAGACAAAAUGAAGGCCUUCUACCGUCGCUCCAUGUCCAUGAAUGACCUGGUGCAGUCCAUGGUCCUGGCAGGAGGACAAUGGACAGGUAGUUCUGAGCAUCUGGAGGGUCCUGAUGAUAUAUCCACGGGUAAAAGGAGGAAGGAAUUGGGAGCUAUGGCCUUCUCUACUACAGCUAUCAACUUUGCCACUGUCAACUCCUCCACAGGCUUCAGAUCCAAGCAGUUGCUAAAUAAUAAAGAUACUACAUCCUUUGAAGAUGUAAGUCCACAAGGUAUUAGUGAUGAUUCUAGUACAGGAUCAAGAGUUCAUGGAGUACAGGACUUUGUCUGUGCAGAUGCUCUUGCUCCUCCUGUCCGUGGCAUUCCAGCCCUGUGCAGGGUUCCCUGUCAGAUCUGUUUGCCCUUUUCCAAAGUGUCCUCUUGGACCGCCUGGAAAUUCCUUCGCUUUCUGAUCUCUUCCAGACCAGCCAGCCUUGAUAGUGGCAGGACAUCCACUAGCAAUAGCAAUAACAAUGCUUCACUCCAUGAAGUCAAAGCAGGUGCAGUGAACAGCCAGAGCAGGCCCCAGAGCCACAGCAGCGGGGAGUUCAGCCUGCUCCACGAGCACGAGGCCUGGUCCAGCAGCAGCAGCAGCCCCAUCCAGUACCUGAAGGGCCACACCAGGUCCAGCCCUGUGCUCCAGCACAGGACACCUGAGAGCUGUGGCAAACACACCAAAACGGGCUCCCCUGGCAGUGAAGUGGUCACCCUGCAGCAGUUCCUGGAGGAGAGCAACAAGAGGAACUCCAGUGAGAUGAAGUCUGCGAGCGAAGAGAACCUUUUAGACGAGGUGAUGAGAAGCUUGUCCGAGUCUGCGGAGCUGGCAGGGAGGGAGAAGCUGCGGAAGCAGCCGGGGGCUGGCUGUGGCAUCGUCAGGUCCCUGAGCGUCAGGAACACGGUGGAUUUCGCAGAUGGACGAUCCCUAAAGCCAGAGCAGCUGGUCAGGCCCAGCCUCAGGAAGGCUGAGGAUCUCUGCUUCAGCAGCUCUCCCAUCAGAUUCACCCCCGGCGCCCCAGGCAAGGCGCGCUCCGUGAAGGAAAAGAUCCAAGCGACUGUGAGCCAGCGACAAUCCAGGGACUGCAACCCCUACGCCACCUUACCUCGUGCCAGCAGCGUCAUUUCCACGGCAGAAGGAAGCACCCGAAGGACAAGCAUCCAUGAUUUUUUGUCUAAGGACAGUAGGCCGCCCGUGUCCGUGGAUGCAGCGCCGGCCGACAGGAGUGCUCCGCCCAGCUCCAAUGUGGAAGCUAUCCCAGAAAGCAGAAAUUCAAAAAGCAGGUCUAGGGAGCAACAAAGCUCCUAAUUCUAUUACCCACUACCUGAGCUGUGGGCCAAGUGAGAGAAAAGUGUCCUUCAGUAUCUCAGUGUGAAGCCUUUAUAUCUGAAGUAACAAGACAGCGACUGUAGGAAUCAUUAAUAAAAAAAUUAAGGGAAUUUUUUACAUUCUUCGUGACUAGAGCAGGCAAGAGAUAAAAACCUACCUACCUACCUUCCUUCCUUCCUUGAAUCAAGGAGCUCUACUGGAGUCUACUGCCGAAAAUGUGUAGAUGGUCUUAGGAAUUAUUGCACAUUGCACUGUUAAGAUCUACUGAAUAAAGGACAGUUCUCAUCUCCCUAAGGACCAAGGAUUUUAAGGUCUCAAGAAUUACUCCAGGGGAAAAAAAAAUAAACAAAAAACAAAGCAAAACUUCUUUCAUCUUCUGUUUUUGAAAUUAGCCAUUGAUUUGCUUAAGCUUCUGCUAAUAAUUAGCCAAAAACCCCCCAAACUAGCAGUUUCUAUUUACGUCUGUAAAUCUAAAGGAAAUGCUGUAGAGUUUUGUUGGAAUGGACUGUACAUACAGAUACAAAAACCUCACAGCUACUGGCACUUCACUGCCUUAUUUGGUUAGCAUAAUCUGCAUGAAAUUGCUCUUAAGAAAGUUGAUGCUGAUUUUUGUUGCAUACUGCGAGAGAACAAUUUGUUUACAUCCAUGGAAAAGCUCGGUAACUAACAGAAGUGGGAGUCAUGGGAUAAUGGAAUUGUAGAGACAUUGUUUGUCCUUUGUGUUUUUCACAUUCCCAAGUUAUUCUGCAUAUGUAUGUUCAGAUGUUUCUGACAGGAAACUGUCUGGUUUUUCUACAACUUUUAUUUUAAUAUGAGGUUGUUUUCCACAAAUGCCAUUUCCAGGAUAAGACUGUCUUACGAUGUUUGUGUAUUGACUAAUUUU